AAACUCGCUACCGCCCUCAAGCCUUCGUUUAUCGGACACUGGCACUGAACGAAGUCGAAGUCAAGAAAGGCUCGGAGACGACCGUGCGGUCAGCCGUGUAACAGGAAUAAAACCAUCGUCGACGGCGAAUUUACAUUCAGUCCGUCUCGACAGUUCCUACGACAUGGAACAAGAGUUUGCCAAGUGACUUUUCUACUGCCAAGUGACUUUGUUUGCUAGUUGUUUAGUGCACGCGCUCCAUUUUUCAAACAGGAAGUGCAUUAUCCUUUUCUCAAAAAUGACUACAAAAUCGAUACCCGAAUGGUUUGCCAAUAAAAACGUUCUCGUCACUGGGGGCACUGGAUUCAUGGGAAAAGUUCUAAUUUCCAAAUUGUUACUAAGUUGCCCCGACAUUGGAGACAUCUUUUUAAUAAUCAGGAAGAAGAAAAGUUAUGAUUCGCAUGCAAGGCUGCAGCUCAUACUGCAGCAAGAGCCAUUUAGGAUUCUUAGAGAACAGUAUCCGGAACGACUGAAGAAACUGAUAGUUAUACAUGGUGAUAUAAUCGUCGAAGAACUCGCUUUAUCCGUCGCGGAUAAGGAUCGCCUCACAAAUAAUGUUUCCGUCAUCUUUCAUAUGGCCGCUAAUGUCAGGUUCGACAUGCCAUUGAAAACCGCCAUCAAGAUGAACACCAUGAGCGCUGCAAACGUCAUAACGUUAGCAAAACAGAUGCCUCUACUGGAAUCUUUUAUUCAUAUUUCGACGUCUUUUUGUCAAUGUGGCGAGCCCGUAUUGGAAGAACGAGCUUACCCAUCUAGCAUCUCGCCAGAAACUAUCAUUAACUUAGUCAAUACGAUGACGGAUGAUGUCCUGGAGUCGAUGAGACUGAAAUUAUUGGGCGAGCAACCGAACACGUACGCCUACAGUAAGGCACUCAGCGAGGAAUUGGUGUCAAAGUGCGGACUACCCGUAGGAAUCAUACGUCCGUCGAUAGUGACAGCGUCUUAUAAAGAGCCUGUGCCCGGCUGGGUGGACAACAUGAAUGGCCCGACCGGAUUAAUGAUCGGCGCGGGCAAAGGGGUGAUACGAUCCAUGCUUUGCAAAUCAAAUUACAUGGCCGAUGUAAUGCCCUGCGAUAUGGCCGUAAAUGCGACGAUCGCUCUGGCUUGGCAAGUCGGAACGAUGAAAUCCCCCGAGCCAAAGUUUCUGAAUGCCACGACGAACAUGGAGAACCGAAUUUCUUGGGGUGACGUAUUAGAAACCGGGAGAAAACACGUAUUUCAAAACCCCUUCUCGCAACCGCUCUGGUAUCCCGGUGGAGGAAUGACCUCCUCCAAAAUUGUACACUGGCUUGCCGUUUUAUUCUUUCACAUUAUACCUGCCUAUCUGUUAGAUAUUCUACUCAUUAUCACUGGAAACAAACCCUUUAUGGUGCGAGUACAAAAUAGAGUAAACAACGGAUUAGAAUUGCUUCAAUACUAUACCAUGAAGGAGUGGGUCUUCCGUAAUGACAACCUGCGCGAUUUGCAGCAUCAGUUAUGCCCCACCGAUAAAAAAAUAUUUUUCAUGGAUACGAAGGUUAUUCAUUGGAACGAAUAUAUAUUAGCGUACGUCUUGGGUACGAGGCAAUAUUUUCUAAAGGACGAUCCUUCGACACUACCACGAGCGAGACGAGUCUUUACGUACUUGUACUACGCCGAUCGUCUGUUGAAAUUAAUAUUCGGGAUUUUCCUUAUUUGGAUAAUGUACAACUGGACGAUCUCCGCUAAGCCCAUUAUAGCGAUGCUAGUCCAGUCAACUGAAGAAGUGUAGAAUAUAAAACUUGCUUAAUCCUUUGCUUGGACUCCUACAGAGUGAUAAUGCGUUUCACGUAAUUCUUCAAACAUUCAAAUCUGCAAUUAUAUUAAUUAACCUCUAAUUUUGGAAUUUUCGUAAAUUCCUUCGAACAGGAAAUAUUUUUUUAUUCGUGGAUUAGCCAAUUAGAUGAAUUCGAGAAAGAGAAACUUGAUCUUCGCUCACUCGUGAGAAAUAAUUUGAAUUACUCAGGACUAAAAGUGAAAUUAAUUAUACUUGAUAUAAUUAAACGUAGUUAUGCGAAAAAAUCAAUCUUUGUACCUUCAGAUAUCUGUACUACAAAAUGUUUCUAAACAGAUAUAAUAUCUUCAGUGAAAAAUAAUUACCGUAUCUCAUAUUUUUAAUUUUU
Messenger RNA from Solenopsis invicta (red fire ant), 2180 nucleotides. Its product is annotated as putative fatty acyl-CoA reductase CG5065. The record is from RefSeq and is a predicted model, not a curated record. Gene Ontology annotation, biological process: long-chain fatty-acyl-CoA metabolic process. The transcript has 7 exons. Gene Ontology annotation, cellular component: peroxisome. Gene Ontology annotation, molecular function: alcohol-forming very long-chain fatty acyl-CoA reductase (NADP+) activity. Bases 278 to 1789 code for a protein of 503 amino acids. NCBI's taxonomy places the organism in Eukaryota, Metazoa, Arthropoda, Insecta, Hymenoptera, Formicidae.